UUUACACUCCCUUACAGUAGGAGACGGCGAUGCACCUCAUAAACGUUCAAUCGUGCAAUCUGACACAAACUCAACAGAAGAAGAUUUUCGCCAUACCGGAAGCUGAAGAUUUCAACAUGGCGUUGGACGGAAUGGACCAUAUGGAGAUGGAGGACAAUAAAGGUGGUUCUGGUCUCAGGCAGUAUUAUCUUUCCAAAAUUGAGGAGUUGCAGUUGACCGUGAAUGACAAGAGCCAGAAUCUGAGACGUCUGCAGGCCCAGCGGAAUGAGCUUAAUGCAAAAGUGCGUCUGCUUCGUGAGGAGUUGCAGCUGCUACAGGAACAAGGAUCCUAUGUGGGAGAGGUAGUGAGGGCAAUGGACAAGAAGAAAGUGUUGGUCAAAGUGCAUCCAGAGGGAAAGUUUGUUGUUGAUGUGGAUAAGAACAUUGACAUCAAUGAUGUUACCCCAAAUUGCCGUGUGGCUCUACGCAAUGACAGCUACACCCUUCACAAGAUCCUGCCAAAUAAAGUUGACCCUCUGGUGUCACUCAUGAUGGUAGAAAAGGUGCCUGACUCCACCUACGAGAUGAUCGGUGGCCUUGACAAGCAAAUCAAAGAGAUCAAGGAAGUGAUAGAACUGCCAGUCAAGCACCCAGAGCUCUUUGAGGCACUGGGUAUUGCACAGCCAAAGGGUGUGCUGUUGUACGGGCCUCCUGGCACAGGGAAGACUCUGCUGGCCAGAGCUGUGGCUCACCACACUGACUGCACCUUCAUCAGGGUGUCUGGCUCUGAGCUGGUGCAGAAGUUCAUUGGCGAGGGUGCCCGCAUGGUAAGGGAGCUGUUUGUGAUGGCCCGGGAGCACGCACCCUCCAUAAUUUUCAUGGACGAAAUUGACUCGAUUGGCUCCUCGCGUUUGGAGGGUGGCUCUGGGGGUGACAGUGAGGUACAGAGGACUAUGCUGGAGCUUCUGAACCAGCUGGAUGGCUUUGAGGCCACUAAGAACAUUAAGGUCAUUAUGGCCACCAACCGCAUUGAUAUUCUGGACUCCGCUCUUCUGAGACCUGGACGCAUUGACAGGAAGAUUGAGUUCCCCCCUCCUAAUGAGGAGGCCCGACUGGACAUCCUGAAGAUCCACUCACGUAAAAUGAAUUUGACUCGAGGUAUCAACCUGAGGAAGAUCGCUGAGCUCAUGCCAGGAGCCUCUGGGGCUGAAGUUAAGGGUGUGUGCACAGAGUCUGGGAUGUAUGCCCUCAGAGAGAGGAGAGUGCAUGUCACCCAAGAGGAUUUUGAGAUGGCUGUUGCGAAGGUGAUGCAGAAGGACAGUGAGAAGAACAUGUCUAUCAAGAAACUGUGGAAGUAAAUACUUUUGGUCAAUUUCAGCUCAGUGCUCAUGACCUAUGUCGCCAAGUCUCUCAAACCUGUAUAUUUUUCUUCUUUUGAUUUAUGUACGUUAACCUAGAUUCAUUCUACAAUAAAUGUAUGUACUGAGAA
Osmerus eperlanus (European smelt) is the source of this 1468-nucleotide messenger RNA. RefSeq names its product proteasome 26S subunit, ATPase 5 (gene psmc5). The transcript is spliced from 12 exons. Gene Ontology annotation, molecular function: ATP binding; ATP hydrolysis activity; proteasome-activating activity. The record is from RefSeq and is a predicted model, not a curated record. Gene Ontology annotation, biological process: proteasome-mediated ubiquitin-dependent protein catabolic process. Lineage: Eukaryota; Metazoa; Chordata; Actinopteri; Osmeriformes; Osmeridae. Gene Ontology annotation, cellular component: proteasome regulatory particle, base subcomplex. Bases 30 to 1337 code for a protein of 435 amino acids.